This is a messenger RNA of Clonostachys byssicola, 3261 nucleotides long. Lineage: Eukaryota; Fungi; Ascomycota; Sordariomycetes; Hypocreales; Bionectriaceae. The record is from the annotation of a GenBank genome assembly.
AUGUCUAGCAACCAGCUGACUCACAAUGAUUACUCCAUCGGAUGGAUAUGCGCAUUGCCAAAGGAGCAAACUGCGGCGAAGGCUAUGCUGGACAAGUUCCACGGCCCUCUCAGCAAGCCUAAGGAGGACCAUAACGCGUAUACGCUGGGCUCAAUCGGCAAACACAAUAUCGUCAUAGCCUGCCUCCCCCGAGGGGAAGUGGGAACCAGCUCAGCGGCAGUUUCUGCGGCACAUAUGGCUCACACUUUUCCAGCUAUCAAGGUCGGCCUUAUGGUUGGGAUUGGAGGCGGCGUCCCACCUCCCGUCAAACUUGGCGAUGUCGUGGUUAGCACACCUGUUGAUCAAUAUCCUGGUGUUAUUCAAUGGGACUUCGGAAAGGCCGAAAAAGAUGGCAAGUUCAAAAGGAUUGGCGCUCUUAAUAAACCCCCAAGGGCGCUCUUGACCGCGUUGGCACAGGUGGAGAGCGAUCAUGAGAUGUACGGGUCGCAUAUUCCUCAGUAUCUGGACGAGCUGAAGGGGAAAUUUCCAAAAUUAGCAGCCAAGUAUACCUGGUCUGACGCUAGGAAAGACCCUUUGCACGAGGAAGACGCAUGUAACUCUGGCACCGAGGAUAUUGCUGUCCAUUACGGGCUGAUUGCAUCUGGUAACAAGGUGAUUAAGGAUGUCAACACCCGUGAUGAGAUCAACGAGAUGCUCGGAGGGAAUGUCUUGUGUUUUGAGAUGGAAGCAGCAGGACUAACAGAUUUCCCAUGUCUGGUUAUUAGAGGAAUAUGUGACUAUGCGGACUCAGGCAAGAACAACGAUUGGCAAGAAUAUGCCGCUGCUGUAGCGGCGGCGUUUGCAAAAGAAUUACUCAGCUACAUCCAGCCAAACGACUUUGAGGGAGAACUACCAAUGAAAGAUGCUCUGGACCGUAUCGAUGCCAAUGUGGCCACCACUCAAGGAGACGUCGCGUAUAUCCGAUCGGAGAUAGAAAACAACGACGAUCGAAACAUUCUAGACUGGCUCACGUCGAUUAAUUAUGGACAACAACAGAGUGACCAUUUUAAAAGGCUGCAGCCGGGAACUGGGGAAUGGCUAAUUGACUCGAAAGAAUUUCAAUACUGGUUGAAUACGGCUAACCAGACGCUUUUCUGCCCAGGCAUCCCCGGGGCCGGCAAAACAACUCUGACCUCGAUGAUGAUCAAUCAUAUCAGUUCCAGGUUCAACGGUGAUGCGGAUAUUGGAAUUGCUUAUAUAUACUGCAGUUAUCGGCAGCAAGAAGAGCAAGACACCGGAAAACUGCUUGCCAGUGUGCUGAGGCAGCUUACUCAACGCGUUCAUCCAUUACCAGACAGCCUGAAGAAUCUCUAUAACACGCAUAAAGCUACACUUACGAGGCCGUCCGAGGAUGAACUGCUCGAAGUUCUCCAUCUCGUUGUACCGAGAUAUUCGCGAAUCUUCCUCGUGAUCGAUGCACUUGACGAAUGUCAAACAUCCAAUCACCGCAUUAUCAACUUCCUUGAUAAGCUUGUCGAACUUCAAAAGAAGCAUGGAAUAAACAUUUUUGCCACGUCACGAUACAUUUCGCAUAUUGUCAAUUACUUCGGAAGCAGCGUGUCCCUAGAGAUUCGAGCUCGCCAGGAUGAUAUUACCAGAUAUAUCAAUGGCCAGAUCGGUCAAUUGCCGAACCACAUCCAAGCCAACGAGAAGCUGCAAGAAGAAAUCAGGACCGAGAUUGUAGAUGCCGUAGACGGAAUGUUCCUCCUCGCGCAGAUUUAUGUCGGUUUUCUCAACGACAAGAUGACACCCAAUGAUGUGAGGGUAAGUUUAGCGGAGUUUCGGAACCAACGGCAAACCCCUGGCGAAGAUGGCCAGGUUCAAGUACUUUAUCAUGCAUAUAGCCAAACGAUGCAGAGAAUCAACAGCCAACUGGAAGGGUUUAAGAACCUCGCAAUGAAGGUUUUAUUCUGGACUACGUGCGCCAUGAGGCGGCUUACCACGGUGGAGCUCCAGCAUGCUCUUGCAACCAAACUCAAGGGAACCGAAUUUGAUCAUGGCGAUAUCCCCCAGGUCGAAGACAUGGUCUCCGUCUGUGCCGGAUUGGUAACGUUGGAUGAAGAUGGCGAAAUUGUUCGGCCGGUCCACUAUACGACACAGAUAUUUCUUCAGACAACGCUAGAGUCCUCGUACCCAACUAUCCAGAGCUUGGGUACAGGAAUUUGCAUUUCCUACCUCUCCUUUGACGAAUUCAGGGCUGGACCAUGCGAAACCCUGGAAGAAUUUGAGGACCGAUCACGGCGCAAUCGGCUCUACGACUAUGCUGCAAAGCAUUGGGCCCAUCAUGCAGUCAAAGACCCGAAAUCAGUUGAAAUUGUGAUGGAAUUUCUUCAGAAUACUUCCACUAGCGAGGCAGCCAGUCAAGUGUUGAUGGUAGAUGAGGCCAUAUCAUGGUGGGAGUCGAAGCAAAACUUUGGCGAGACCCUCAACGGAAUCCACCUGGCUGCAUACUUUGGACUGAAUUCGAUCAUGAAAGAGUUAAUAGCCAUCGGCCGUAGUCCCAACGAGCUGAAUAAUCGCGACAGGAGUCCUGUUUGGUUUGCGGCCAAUAAUGGAAAGGCCGACACGAUGAAUGUUCUCUUGGCCGCUGGAGCCGAUGUGGAUGGCGGGUCUGAUGAGUCAACUGCUCUUUACGAAGCAUGUCGCAUUGGCAGCUUGGGGGCUGUGAAGUUACUUUUGACUGCAGGAGCUGAUAUUGAAGCUAGGAGUAGAUCUUGGGAGGGAUAUACACCACUCCAAAUCGCAGCGAACAAAGGCCAUCUCGAGAUUGUAGAGACCUUGCUAGCAGCUGGAGCUGAUGUUCAUGCGACUGCUUCCCAACUUUCGAAGGUAACAGCACUCCAAGUAUCAGCCGAUAGUGGUCAUCUUGAAAUAGUGGAGAGACUGCUCGCGUCUGGAGCUGACGUUGAUGCUCUUGGUGAUACGCAAUAUGGAUACACCGCUCUCCAAGUAGCAGCACGUCGAGGUCAUCUUGAGGUCGUGGAGAGAUUACUAGCAGCUGGGGCUGAUGUCAAUGCUCCCCGCGCUGAGGAUUAUGGAUAUACAUCACUUCAAGGAGCAGCCGAAGGAGGUUGGCUUGAAAUUGUUGAGAGACUCAUCGCUGAAGGCGCCGACCUCAAUGCCCCUGCUUCCAAGUUCAACUAUACCGCCCUCGCAGGAGCAACUAGGAAUGGCUAUUCAAAAGUCGUGCAAUUAUUGAAGGAAAAUGGUGCUAUUGAGUGA